This is a messenger RNA of Lolium perenne, 385 nucleotides long. Lineage: Eukaryota; Viridiplantae; Streptophyta; Magnoliopsida; Poales; Poaceae. The record is from RefSeq and is a predicted model, not a curated record.
AGGAGGACGAGGUGGAGGUCGAGGACGAGGACGAGGAGGACGAGGUGGAGGACGAGGUGGCGGCGGGGUACACAUGGACUUUGACGAGCCACCCUCCGCUUCUGGCGACGUGGCUCCUGAGUUGUACCUAGAGGGUCCGUCUAGUGGGGAGGUGGAGAUGGAGACGGAGUCUACACACGAGUCGGACUCUAGGGCUGAGUUGGAGGUGAUGGAGGAUGGGGGUGCGCCGAAGCCCUUGAAGCUUCGUGGAGAAGCUAGAGUCCCCGAUGCGAGGAAGGAGCCGAAGACCCAUGAUGACAAGGCCCUUAUCAUUCCUUCGAGCGAUGACAACUGGACAUGGGAUGCCAAGCCCCCCGUAUGCCUAACAGCUUGCUUGGGGCUCUGA